ACUAUAUUUCCAUUUGAGAAAAAUCGCAAAACUAUGCAAGUCUUUCUUAUAAUUUGUCUAGUUUUCAUUCCUUUUGUUCAAGCCCAAAUCAAAACUGGUUGCGUCAAAAUAAAACACAUCAGAGACGGAAUCUAUCUGACCUCUCCGGUGAAGAAUGACGCAAAAACACGGCGCGUUUCGAUUAAGCAAGGUGACGGGAAGCAGUGGGAUGUUGCUGCCGUCGGAGCAGGUCUCUUCACCAUCAGAAGCAAAGAAUUCAAUCAGUUUUUGUACGCCUCGGAUUUGACCUACAGCAGCAACUACCACGUGUACCUGUGGAUUCCCAAGGCUGGACUGACGGCGGAAAAGUGGAAAAUUGAGAGCGGUGGAAAUGGAUUGAUAAUUCGAAAUGAAAAGCGUCCAAGCUGCCUGUUUGUGGGGUCUUCCAGCUGGGUUUACGCAAAAAUGGGUACGACGUGUAAGGGAAAGCAAUUUGAGUGGAGCUUUGAGAGUUGUUAAAGUCGGUAAGGGGUGAAGAUUGUCAAAAACAAUCUUGAUAAUUUAAAAAAUCAUGUGUUCCAUAUUCAGUAUAAAACAUGAACAGAAAAG
Messenger RNA from Culex quinquefasciatus (southern house mosquito), 588 nucleotides. RefSeq lists its product as uncharacterized. The record is from RefSeq and is a predicted model, not a curated record. NCBI's taxonomy places the organism in Eukaryota, Metazoa, Arthropoda, Insecta, Diptera, Culicidae. Bases 34 to 498 code for a protein of 154 amino acids. The transcript has a single exon.